Lithohypha guttulata is the source of this 1401-nucleotide messenger RNA. It is a transcript of the gene WHI3, whose product is annotated as cell cycle RNA binding protein whi3. The transcript has a single exon. Lineage: Eukaryota; Fungi; Ascomycota; Eurotiomycetes; Chaetothyriales; Trichomeriaceae. Bases 1 to 1401 code for a protein of 466 amino acids. Gene Ontology annotation, molecular function: RNA binding. The record is from RefSeq and is a predicted model, not a curated record.
AUGUCUUACGACGGUACAGAUCGGCGUAUGUCAAGCGCCAAUGAAAGCCUCUAUCUACCAACGUCCUUACUCCUUCGAAAGCUGCCGCUCAACACAACUCCUGAGGCUGUGAGGACGAUGCUAUUGUUUGCGAAAGAUCUGCAAGAGGCAGAUAUUGUGUCCAAUGAUCGUGGUGAUGACCAAAACUUUGCUACUGCUGUGGCUCGCUUCUCAACUAUGAUAGGUGCUACUGAGGCGCAAGCUAUGCUCGAUGGGAAACCAAAUACUGAGGGCAAUGCGACCAUGAUAGUCGAGAUUACCUCGUCGCAUGCAUUAAGUGGUGGGCUACGGCGAAAUACCAUGGAUCCAGCAUUGUCCAGGCAGAAUUCACUCGCGAUUUCGUCACCAGGGAGAUCUUCUAGGUACCAUUUCGACUCAAUGAACAGAUUGCCCCAGUCUCCUGCUGUGCCCUCACCUGAGAUACCACUUGCUGAUGGUGGUGGCAUGUUCCCAGCAAGGUUGCAACAACCAUCACCCCGGAACGCACAGCUUCAGGACAGGACACGCGUCAGUGGAAAAUCAGUCAUCAGCGACGAGGGUGGUGAUGAAGAGACUGAUGGACUGCUGAGAGACCCAGUCGGCUACAUGAGGAAAGGCAGCACACUCUCAGGUAGCCGACGCGGCAGUGGAUAUCGGCCAUUGGUUCGAGAGUUUGACAACUUGUCCUUGAACACAAACAUGGCAAGGACAGGGCCUGGCUCAUUCGGUGGCCCUCGAUCAGCAGUAACACAUGGGCAGUCACCACGAACGCCGUUCUCUCCUGGUGGAACGCCAUUCAUGCAAUCCAAUCCAUACAUACGGCAUAACUAUCCACCUGUCAACCCUGCCGAUCAAAAUCCGCCGUGCAACACGUUGUAUGUUGGCAAUCUGCCGAUGGACACGUCGGAAGAUGAACUCAAGGCUAUGUUCUCGAAGCAACGAGGAUUCAAGAGAUUAUGUUUCCGUACCAAGCAGAACGGGCCGAUGUGUUUUGUCGAAUUCGAAGACGUAUCAUUUGCGACCAAAGCACUGAGCGAGCUCUAUGGCGCACAAUUACAUAACAGUGUGAAGGGAGGCAUCCGAUUGAGCUUUUCCAAAAACCCUCUUGGGGUUAGAUCUGGACAACUUGGGGGCGGUACUGGGCCUGCAACACCUUUGCAUCCUUCUAGCUCAGCCUAUGCCAACGGUAUGCCAAAGAUGUCGCCGGUAGGACUGUCGAUAGCAAAUGGACCACCUCCUGGUCUUUCUUCGCCAGGUGGGUACCCUGGCAAUAGCAACAACCUGAAUAAUGGCUAUGUAGGCCUGGGUAUGCGCAAUGCACCGUCCGCCUCCGGCUCUGAGGGAGGAACUGGUGUGUACCCUGACUACAUGAUGGGUCGAUGA